Molecule: messenger RNA, 1427 nt
Organism: Verticillium alfalfae VaMs.102
Lineage: Eukaryota; Fungi; Ascomycota; Sordariomycetes; Glomerellales; Plectosphaerellaceae
Exons: 2
Coding region: 1-729 (242 amino acids)
Biological process (GO): phosphatidylinositol metabolic process
Molecular function (GO): phosphatidylinositol kinase activity
Source: RefSeq, a predicted model, not a curated record
AUGGGCGCAUCCAACAAGAUGCCGGACGAGCUAGACGAAGCGCACAACAGAGCGGGCUUCAUUUUCAACCAAGACGACGGCGGCCUUCGAGCCACACACGAAGACAACUCUCCAGCUGACGAAAUCUACUAUCUGGGAGUGAUCGACUGCCUGACUCACUACGGAAUGAUCAAAAAGAUUGAACACUUCUGGAAGGGCUUAACAAAUGAUAGAAAUCAAAUCUCUGCCACCCCUCCCAGUCAAUACGGAGAUCGUUUCUACCAUUUUGUGGAGGGCAUCACUAUGUCACCAGAGCAAGCUGCCCGCGAGAAGCAACAAAAGCAAGAAGAAGAGGCAGCGGCUGCUGUUGUGAGCGAUAACCAGAAUCAACGUGUCUCCAGCUGGAGAAGCUCAAACUCCCGGCGACGAUCCAACUCGGCGUCAGCGCCUCCCAUGCCCUCCCAUCAACCGCCGCCAGCCCCUCUGCCAAGUGGACAAAUGUCUCCCGAGGCGCAGGAGGUUAUCGAAAAGGCUGAGCUCGUGGCACAGAGGUCAGCGGAGCGUGGUGCGUCGGAAGAGUCUGUUCCAGACAAGGUUAUGACGACGACACCAGCACCCGACAGACGGGAAUCCGGACAGACGCAGCCAGUCCUGCCUGUUGUCGAGGAAGCUGCUGAAUCACACUCGAUUGGAGGACGCAGCCGCGAUGGGGACGACGAACAUAGGGCCUGCAACGCCGGCAAAGCCUGAUUUCUUGAACAAGUUGCCGGGGUUCAGGAAUUACGCUCCUCCCACGCCACCAAAGACUGGCCUGAAGCCUGAGAGUCAGGACAGCGGAUACGGUGCCAUGACGCAGUCGAGAAGCAAUGACUCCAAGUCCUUCAGCCAAGAUGAGUCGUUCGGGCUCCAACCAAGGCUAAGCAAAGACUCUUUGAACAAGGAUCUGCCACCUCUGCCUGGCGAGACUGUGCCCGAAACCAGAGCUCAACUUGGCCUUGCAUAGCGAGCGAAGCAUGACAAGUAUUCUGUGCGAGCCAGGGCAGUGAAAGGCAUCCCACUGGUGCCGACAGCUUGAGCCUUCUGUUGCAUUCCCCAUCAUUGCAGGCAAGUCAGCUGUUGCUGUCAUCGACAUGCGCCAACAUGGCGUCCUUGCUGGGGGCGACCAAGCGAAAGUUCUUCAUCUACCAUUUUCUUAUUGUUCCUUUUGUCUCCGUACUGCGCAUGGAUGAUACCACCGCUGCACCAACCUUUCCUUGUUUUUUCUAAUGUAACAACUGUAAUGCCCAUGGCGAACUGAGCACGACAUGGUUUCAGGGGUGGCAGAGCAGGAGCGAUUAGUGAGCUACAGAGCGCACAGCAUAGGCCAAAUUGGCAGGUUAGUCAAGGAGUCGGGAUAGCAGGUGGGAUUUUCCAUAUUUCUAAAUAGAUGACUUGACUCAUUCGUCUUC